AUGAGCCUCAACCGAGAAGAUCGCAACCUCGAGAUGGCCGAGAUCGCGGCCCGCCCUCAUGCCUCCUCCCAAUGGGAUGGAGAGAAGCCCGACACAUCGAAAGAGGCAGACAGGCCGUCAUCGUCUGGAACCUCGGUCUCUUCCACUGGUUCUAGUAGCUCCGUCGAAUACAACUCCAAUUUUCACAGAUUACAAUCGCGAAACACGGAGGUGGACCUCGAGCGCCAUCGAACAGCGACCUCCCAGGCCCUUAGCCGCAUUGAAACACAACGUCUACAACAUGCGAUGACCGUGGGUGAGAGUGUGAAGUCGCGCCCAUCUCGACAGCCGUUGCCGGCGUUUGGUGCUGGAAAACCCUACCCUCCACACCUUCCCAACCGCGAUGAUUAUGUUGUAGAAUUCGAUGGCCCAGAAGAUCCCUUAUACCCCCAGAAUUGGCCAUUAAAACGAAAGAUCUACAUUACCGUAAUCCUUGCAUUCACCAGUAUCUGCUCAACAUUCGAUUCGGCCAUUUUCAGCACUUCAUCUUCCGCCGUUGCCAAAGUAUUCAAUGUUGGCCUCGAGGUCUCCGCGCUGUCGAGCUCGCUAUACAUUAUGGGCUACGCCUCGGGCCCGUUGAUCUGGGCACCCCUGUCGGAAUUGAAAGGCCGUCGCCCGCCCAUCGUCUUCGCCAUGCUUGGCUUUGGUAUUUUCAACACCGGCGUGGCUGUCGCUAAGGACCUGCAGACUCUCAUGAUUUGCCGUUUCUUCUGCGGUGUCUUUGGCAGUUCUCCCCUUGCCGUGGUUGCCGCUGUUUUUUCCGAUAUUUACAACAACCGCACGCGUGGCAUUGCCAUCGCUUUCUUCUCGAGCACGGUUUUCUUGGGUCCGCUUGUGGCCCCAUUUAUCGGUGGGUUCAUCAACAUGUCAUACCUCGGUUGGCGCUGGACUGCGUACAUUCCGGCGAUCAUGGGUUACGCGGCCUUUGUGAUGAACCUCUUCUUCCUGAAGGAGUCGUAUCCUCCCGUCGUUCUUGUCGACAAAGCGGCAGAACUGCGGCGCCGAACGAAGAACUGGGGCAUUCAUGCCAAGCAAGAAGAGAUCGAGGUUGAUUUCAAAGACCUAAUAAUCAACAACUUUUCUCGUCCACUCCGCCUGCUGAUCAAGGAGCCGUUGAUCUUGGCGGUGACCAUCUACCUCAGCUUCAUCUAUGGCCUCCUCUACUGCUUUUUGACCGCUUAUACCAUUGUUUUCCAGCAGGUGUAUGGCAUGAAUGCGGGCGUUGGUGGCCUCACGCUGUUCGGAAUGGUGGUUGGUCUUCUCAUCGCAGGAUCCUAUGUUGUCUUUUCUAGUCGGGGAUAUAACGUCAAACUAGAGAAGAAUGGAGGUGUGCCCAUCCCCGAAUGGCGUCUCCCGCCGGUGAUUGUCGGUGGUGUGCUGUUUGCUGCCGGUCUUUUCUGGUUUGGAUGGACGGGAUUCACCAACAGCAUUCCGUGGAUUGUCCCUACCCUCAGUGGGCUUUUCACAGGUUUUGGUCUCCUCAUUAUCUUCAUUCAGCUUUUCAACUACCUCAUUGACACCUAUCUCAUGUUUGCUGCAUCUGCAAUCGCCGCGAAUACCUUCUGCCGUUCCAUGGUUGCAGCAAGUUUCCCGCUUUUUUCACGUCAAAUGUUUGAUAACAUGGGUAUCCAGUGGGCUGGCACACUGCUGGGUUGUCUUGCGGCAUGCCUGGUCCCUAUCCCCAUAGCCUUCUUGCUCUUUGGAAAGAAGUUGCGAAUGAAGAGCAAGUUUGCCCCGUAUUUCGAGCCAGUUCAAGAAUCGCAUUGUGCGAACCAAGAUGAGGUCACCGAGGAGGAUAACGAGACAUCCUGA
Molecule: messenger RNA, 1851 nt
Organism: Penicillium macrosclerotiorum
Lineage: Eukaryota; Fungi; Ascomycota; Eurotiomycetes; Eurotiales; Aspergillaceae
Product: MFS transporter
Exons: 3
Coding region: 1-1851 (616 amino acids)
Biological process (GO): transmembrane transport
Molecular function (GO): transmembrane transporter activity
Source: RefSeq, a predicted model, not a curated record